UCCCGUCCGGUGGGGUGCCGCAGCGGUGGGCAUGGGGCUGGGAUCGAGCUCCGAGGUCCCCGACGGCGGCGCCGAGGGCUUCCACGUACACGGGGUUCAAGAAAACUCCCCAGCUCAACAAGGAGGACUGGAACCUUUCUUCGAUUUCAUCAUUGCCAUAGGACACACUAGGCUUAAUAAAGAAAACAAUAUGUUGAAAGAUCUGCUGAAGGCAAAUGCUGAAAAAGCAGUGAAGCUGGAAGUGUAUAAUAUCAAAACAAUGAAAAUAAGAGAGGUGGAGGUGAUCCCCAGUAACAUGUGGGGAGGACAAGGUCUUCUUGGAGCCAGUGUCAGGUUCUGCAGUUUCCAGGGAGCCAAUGAACACGUGUGGCACGUUCUGGAUGUUGAACCUGCAUCUCCUGCAGCUGUAGCUGGUCUCCAGCCCUACACUGACUACGUUGUUGGAUCUGAUCAGAUUCUUCAGGAGUCAGAGGAUUUCUUUUCACUGAUUGAAUCCCACGAGGGGAAGCCCCUGAAGCUGAUGGUUUAUAACACUGAAGCAGAUUCCAUUCGAGAGGUAGUUGUGACUCCCAAUGGAGCUUGGGGUGGAGAAGGAAGUUUAGGAUGUGGUAUUGGAUAUGGCUAUUUGCACAGAAUUCCAACGCAGUCCUUGGUAUCGAAGAAAAAGCCAGAAAGCAAACCACCUUCGCCCUUACCAGAAGCUGGAACUCCUCUACCACCUACUAAUGGUUACACAGAGACUCCAUUAUUGGCACCCACUUCUCAGAGUGACCGCUCUGAAAUAGUUAUGAACUUGGAUCAUUCCACAGAUCAAGAAACAAGUGGUUACUCACCGGAAAGCUCACUUUCUCCUCCUCCCCCUCUCCAGAGAGUUAUGGAUCCAGGAUUUCUAGACAUGUCUGGUAUUCCAUUUCCUGAACUCACUGACUUAACAAAGAUGUCCAACGUGUCUUCAUCUGCCUCCUUCAACAUGCCAGCAGCAGAUGCUUUAGUAGGCGCUGAAAAGUUAAUGUCAAACAAUGACGCUUCUGCUUAUUUUGAAAAUGCCACAGCUUUGGACCCUGAAGAUGUAACCAGGUAUUCCGAAGGCGCAGUCAAGCAGCCCGAGUUAGACGACCAACUGCCUUCUAUUCCAUCUUUACCUUCUUUUGUUCUUCCUAAUGAAAUUUCUUCAAAAACAACACUAGGAACUGAUCCCGAUAACCAAGAAACAAAGCUGCUGUUAAACAGUACUGAGAGCUCGUUAACCGCUCCUCCGGUGACACCAGCUGAUGAAGCAGCACGUGAACAGAAAGAGGAAGAAGCUGCACAAGACCAUGAGUGAAACGGGAUGCUGCUUUUGUUUACGGACUGCUGUAUGCUGUAAUACUACAGCUUCGAGUAUUUUUCUGAUCUUGAAAGAAUUACAGCUAUUUUUGUUAGUGUAGACAAUAUUAUAAAAGAAAUCAUAUGAAAUACACAUCCUAUUGUCUUUUCCAAUCAUUGUUUAAUAGAUUAAUCUGUGUUCAGACUCUGAAUGCUGUCCAAAAUCACCAAAUAAAGGGAGAAAUUACUGCAGAGAGAAGUUGGACGCGGCCAAAAUGUUGAGCUCCUGAAUUCACCUCUGCCUGCAAGUGCUCCUGAAUGUAUGUAUGAAGGCACUCUGCCUCAACAGUGACACUUAAUGAUGAUUUUCUCUGUGUGAUUGAUAGCACUAAAAAGAAAGUAUUUAUGGUUUUGACUUGAUAAAAAGCUUUUCUAAUGGUACACCUCGAUUAGACAGCUCUAGUGAGUUUCAAGGCAUUUCCUACCCCAAGACAUCUUUAUUCCUACUUACUGCUCUGCAAACUGUUGCUUUUCGUGUUUUAGAGCCCCUUAUCCGUAACAGUGAUCCAUGGACCUGCUCUAUGCCUCCUUCUGCAGGAAAGGAAGUACCACAGGGUUUGAAGUGUCAGCAUAUAGAUAGAACAAAAUUGUGUUGGUGGGUCCCGUCAUUCACUUCAGCGCAUCACGUGGCGGUGUCACAGUUUUAUUUAAAAAAAAAAAAAAAAAAAACAAAAAAAGGUGCGGGGGGAAUUACGAUGGUUAUUUGAAACAAGCUGAAGUCAAAGAUGACUUUAAGUCAGGGCCAUGUGUUUUCAGGGUGAUUAACCUUUUCAGUGGAGUUGACUACGUCCUGGCUUCUGUAGUGACAGAGAAAUGGCAUCUCUUUAGUUGUGCUUUUCUGUUUAUCCAUUUCUGUUGUUAUACAAGUCAGUGUAAGUUUAAGACACAGGGAUGAAACAUGUUAAUGCAGCAACAGCUAUUGGUUUUUUUUUGUUUGCAUUUGUCUUCAAAUAGCUUUUGAAUGUAAUAGCAAACAUGAAACAAACAAUGAAGGAAAUGCAGGUGUUUGUACACCCCUCAUGGUAGUGAUUUAUCAUGGAAUUUUAAAGCUGCUGCCUGGGAAUAUCUUCACUACAGCUGGUACAGUUACUGCGGGGAAAAUCUUCCACAAAUCAAGAGAAGGGGGUACAGGGGAGGUGUGUGAUUAAGCGAUAAACUAGAGUAUACUUAUUCAGCACAAUAUUGUCUAAUUUCCUUUUUUCUGCCGUGUUUCUGCACUGUGCCCUGCGGGGGUCAGUGAGCGAAAUGACUGGCUGGGCUGGAAUCCCGCAAGGGCGCGGGAUGGGGAGUCGGGGGCGCACAGAUUUGCCUCCAAGAGCUCAGCUUCAGCGAGAGGGCUGCAGGCGAAGCUGCAACACAAGAGAGUGCUGCAGAUGAGCACACCCCUACGUGAAAUCUGUCCUUUGUAUUCCUUCACCUCUGUUGUUGGUCUCAAAUACUGUUUUCACAUAAAAUACAGUGGCUUCAAACAGGAUGGUUAAAAUAUCUUUUGCUUAAAAAAAAAAAUGCAUUAAGCCCUAACUGCAGGUAGUAGAAUUAAGAAAUUUGAAAUGGUCUGUUAAUAGCAAACAUUUUUUUUUUUUUCUGUAUAUUGCUAAUUUCCUCUUUUCUUCCCCCAACUGACUGCUACAAGGGUCAACAGCCAAACACUAAAAAUAAAUGCAAUUUAAGCUAUUGGUAAGUUUGGUCCCAGAGCCUGAUGACAUCUAAGUGAUCUAUUUGUUUGGGUUUUUUGUUGUUUAUUUAGGACUGUUUCUACUCUUAUUACCUUUGUCAAAACUGUUUUUUUAAGCGGGUAGUAGCUCAUUUAAGUGAUGCUGUACCGUUAAGCACCCCUUAGAAAUUUAAGGGCAGGAAAUGUCAAAACUCUAUGCUACAUUUGAAAUGUCACAGCAAUAAACAGCUUAACGCU
Molecule: messenger RNA, 3277 nt
Organism: Chroicocephalus ridibundus (black-headed gull)
Lineage: Eukaryota; Metazoa; Chordata; Aves; Charadriiformes; Laridae
Gene: GORASP1
Product: golgi reassembly stacking protein 1
Exons: 9
Coding region: 32-1324 (430 amino acids)
Biological process (GO): Golgi organization
Cellular component (GO): Golgi apparatus
Molecular function (GO): protein binding
Source: RefSeq, a predicted model, not a curated record